CACACCUCUCCUAUCUUUUGGCCAGCCAGUUCCUGGAAUGACUUAACAGCCUUUGUUCUGGCCUGGGCUGCUUUUCCUAGACCUGUGAACCUUGUACUAACCAGCAUGAGCCGCUUGAAUCCUGGAUCUCGAAGUUAAUUUUCUUCCAGUUCCUUCUUCCUCACUUUGGUCCUGUAUCUGGCAACCUCUAUGGUCACACAUGUGAUGCAAUCAUCAUCCGGCCUUUCUCUCAGUUUCCUGAUCUCUAAGACCCAGGCAGCCUAGUGACUUCCUCUAUGCUCAGUCCUGGGCACAGAGAGACUUCUGCACUCACCAGAGAAGGGAAGGCGAGCCUGGGACUUCUCUGGGCCACUUCAGGAACUGUCAGCAAGAAAGUUGCAGGAAUGAGAACACAAAUGAGAAAAUCAAAACUGAGAGCCUUCUAAGAAGCAUGGGGGGAAGGAAGAUGGCAAGAGAUGAGGAAGGCGCCUAUGGCUCAGAGGUCUCCAGGGCCCCGCAGGAGCCCCAACUGAGGCUCAUCCUAGUGGGCAGGACUGGGACCGGCAAGAGUGCCACUGGCAACAGCAUCCUGGGCCAGAAGUGCUUCCUGUCCAGGCUGGGGGCGGUGCCUGUCACCAGAACUUGCACCUUGGGCAGCAGAAAGUGGGCCGGCUGGCAGGUGGAGGUGGUGGACACCCCGGACAUCUUCAGCUCCGAGACCCCGCGGACCGACCCCUGGUGCGUGGAGACAGCCCGCUGCUUCGUGCUGUCGGCUCCCGGGCCGCACGCCCUGCUGCUGGUUACCCAGCUGGGUCGCUUCACCAUGCAAGACAACCAGGCGCUGGACGCGCUGAAACGGGUGUUCGGGAAGCAGGUGAUGGCGCGCACUGUCGUGGUGUUCACGCGCCAGGAGGACCUGGCUGAAGACUCCCUGCAGGAUUAUGUGCGCUGCACGGACAACCGCGCGCUGCGAGAGCUGGUGGCCGAGUGCGGGGGCCGCGUGUGCGCCCUCAACAACCGCGCCACUGGCAGAGAGCGCGAGGCCCAGGCUGAGCAGCUGCUGGGCAUGGUCGCGUGCUUGGUGAGGGAGCACGGGGGCGCGCACUACUCCAAUGAGGUGUACGAGCUGUUGCAGUCCAUGCAGUGCGCUGAACCCCAGGACCAAGUGGCCAAGGUGGCAGAGGUGGUGGCUGCGCGCAUGCAGAGGCGCACCAGGUUGCUAGCUGGGCUGUGGGGAUGGCAGAAAUCCUACUGGAAGGGCUGGAGAAGGGGUUUGACUGUCUUCCUGGGUGUGGCCUUCUUGAUCUACUUGCUCCUCUACAGAAAGGCCUUUGGGGACCAGAAUAACAGAUUAAGUUGGUUCCAGUCCUCAGAGUCAAGUCUUCAAGCUUGUGCAUCGGGUGCUUUGCCCUAUGAGUUAUUGUUGCCCGCCUGGUACUUAAGAAGGAAGACGAGAAAGACGAUCUCUCUCAACUUCCUGACUGAGCUGUUGCUACAUCGCUUGAAGAGAAUGGAACACCUUCAGAAGAGAACAUACGGAACUAUAGUUGAAGGACCAGAAGCCUGCUGUGUACAGGAAUCUAGCUGCCUGAGGAUCCUCCUGGUGGGCAAAUCUGGCUGUGGUAAAAGCGCCACAGGGAACAGCAUCCUCCGAAGACCAGCAUUCGAAUCCAGGCUCAGCGGCCAGUCUGUGACCAGGAUCAGCCAGGCAGAGACAGGCACGUGGGAGGGGAGGAGCAUCCUAGUGGUAGACACGCCCCCCAUCUUUGAGUCAAAGGCCCAGGACCAAGACAUGGACAAGGACAUUGGAGACUGCUACCUGCUGUGUGCCCCAGGACCCCAUGUGUUGUUGCUGGUGACCCAGCUGGGACGCUUCACAGCUGAAGAUGCCAGGGCUGUGAGGAUGGUGAAGGAGGUCUUUGGGGUAGGGGUCANGAAGCACAUGAUCGUCCUCUUCACCCGCAAGGAAGACCUGGCAGAGAAGUCNUUGGAAGAGUUUGUGACCCACACUGACAACCGCCGCCUGCGCAGCCUGGUUCAGGAGUGUGGGAGGAGGUACUGUGCCUUCAACAACAGGGCCUCUGGGGAGGAGCAGCAGGGGCAGCUGGCAGAGCUCAUGGCUCUGGUGAGGAGGCUGGAACAGGAAUGUGAGGGCUCCUUCCACAGCAAUGACCUCUUCCUUCAUGCCGAGGCGCUCGUUAGAGAAGGUUAUGGUGAGCACCAGGAAGCCUAUAGGUGCUACCUGGCCAAGGUGAGGCAGGAGGUGGAGAAGCAGAGGUGGGAGCUGGAGGAGCAGGAGGGUAGCUGGAGAGCUAAAAUGCUUUGCACAGUCAAGUCCUGCUGGAGCUCCCACACUGCAGUCUAUGCUCUUCUUCUAGUGCUUGGCGUGACUCUUCUCACCACUUUCAUUAACUUGUGUAUUAGCAGAUGGGAAUGAGCCUCUUCGGGUGAUUUCUUCCAUCAUCCUUGUCCCCCAAAGUUCCCCAUCUUGUGUCAGGGAACCCCAGUCUUCAAUUAAUUUCACUCUCAUUUGAUUCCCAUGGAUCAGACAUGCCAGGGAAUCUUCUUUUAAAUACUGUUAGA
This is a messenger RNA of Mus pahari (shrew mouse), 2562 nucleotides long. RefSeq lists its product as uncharacterized. The record is from RefSeq and is a predicted model, not a curated record. Lineage: Eukaryota; Metazoa; Chordata; Mammalia; Rodentia; Muridae. The transcript has 7 exons. Gene Ontology annotation, molecular function: GTP binding. Bases 431 to 2416 code for a protein of 661 amino acids.